Linum trigynum is the source of this 2234-nucleotide messenger RNA. Lineage: Eukaryota; Viridiplantae; Streptophyta; Magnoliopsida; Malpighiales; Linaceae. The record is from the annotation of a GenBank genome assembly.
CCGUCAAAUUUGCCACAGACAAAUUCUGCAAGUCGCACAGACGCAGAGAAAGAAUGAUUUUAAAAGUGAGGAGCUAGUUUGUAUAUAUAAUCAUCAAUCCAUCGGUUCACCAUUCACAACACAACACAUUCUGGUUAACAGUAACAGAACCGUUACCACUCUGCUGAGAACAGAGCCAAAAAGAGAGGAGGAAAACAAAAAACAGGGGCCGCCGGACCCGACCCGACCAUGGAUAUCAUUUCCCACCUCCCCGAAAUCCUCGUGGCUCUAGCCGCCGCCGCAUUCAUCCACUUAUGGCGGCUGGGCAACAAGCGGAGGCAGCAAAACAACCCCAACCGCCGCGUCCCCGAAAUCCCCGGCGCCCUGCCUCUGGUCGGCCACCUCCACCUCCUCGGCGGCAACCAGACCCUCUCCCGGAAGCUCGCCUCCUUCGCCCACAAAUACGGCGACGUAUUCACCAUCCGCCUCGGCGCCAACUCCGCCGUCGUGGUCAGCGACUACGAGUCCAUGAAAGAAUGCUUCACCACCAACGACCGGAUCCUCUCCUUCCGCCCGGAAUCCAGCCAGGCCAAGGUCCUCGGCUACAACUACGCCGCCUUCGGGUUCGCCUCCUACGGAAGCUACUGGCGGGACAUGAAGAAGAUGCUUAUGACCGAGCUCCUCUCCGUCCAGCGAAUCAAGGCCCUCCGCCACGUCCAGAUCUCCGAGGUCGAUUUCCUCAUCAACGACCUCUACCAGCAGAGCAACGCCGACAAAAGCCGACCGAUCGCCAUCAGCGAGGCCCUCCAGGGGUACGUGCUUAACAUCAUCACUCGCAUGGUCGCCGGGAAGAGGUAUUUCGACAAGACCGGCGGCGAGGACCAUGCGUCCGCAGGCGGGAGGCCCAUCGGUCAGGUGAUGAGGGAGUUCAUGCUCGUCACCGGAACCCUCGUCCCUUCCGAUUUGAUUCCGAUUCUGGGCUGGUUCGGGUUCCAAGGGGUGGUCAAGACCAUGAAGCGGGUCUCCAAGGAGCUGGACGUCAUCAUGGAGAGCUGGAUCGACGAGCACAAGAGGAAACAAUCGACCAACGGAGCCAAAUCGGCCGCCAUUAAUCCCGAUCUAAUCGACGUCAUGCUCUCCGAAAUCAAAGAAGAAGUCGCCUACGGUCACAAGCGUGAGGACAUUAUCAAGGCCACCGCUAUGUCUCUGAUCGUCGCCGGCUCCGAUACAACCUCGAUCACGCUGACGUGGAUCCUAUCCAACCUGCUAAACCACAAGCGGGUGAUGAAGCUGGCACAGGAAGAGAUAGAAACUAAAGUAGGGACGGACCGGUGGGUCGACGAUUCCGACAUCGAGAAGCUGACGUAUUUAGGAGCUGUGAUCAAGGAGACGCUGCGGAUGUACCCGCCGGGCCCACUUUCCGUGCCUCGAGAGGCGUCGGAGGACAUCACCAUUAAAGGGUAUCACGUCCCGAAGGGCACUCGCUUCCUCGCCAACUUCUGGAAGCUGCACAGAGAUCCGAAGGUCUGGUCCGACCCGGACGAAUACAAACCGGAGCGGUUCCUGGCCGCCAACGCCAACAUGGAGAUAUUCGGUCAGCAGUUCGAGUACCUCCCGUUUGGGUCCGGGAGGAGGGGAUGCCCUGGGAUUAAUUUCGGGAUGCAGGUGACGCAACUGACCUUGGCGAGGCUGCUUCAGGGUUUCGAUUGGGGUACCCCAAAUGAUAAGCCGGUGGACAUGACGGAAGGAUUGGGAAUCGCCCUUCCCAAGGCCAAUCCUCUGGAGGUCGUCCUAACCCCACGCUUUCCUCCGCAGUUCUAUAAAUCUUAGAUUUACCAGAUUUUGAGCCAAAAAAAUUGACGAUGUUCUUGGAAUAAUAAUGGUUGGGAUUUUCGCAUAUAUGCUUUCAUUUAUUUAUUCUCUAUGUACGUAGCCCGGCCGCUUAUGUUAUGCAAAUUUAUAUAUGUGGUUCGUGUAAUAAUAGUUUCUCUAUGUUCUGUGUAGUGAUCUCAUUCAUCACCAAGCUAACUAUGAAACUAGUUUCUUGAGUUGGUGGUUGACUUAAAAUUUAUACCGGAUUCAAGUAUUGGGCAGAUAAUCUAGUAUGCCUUUUGUACAACGCAAAUUAUAUACUAGGGCUGGUCAACAGGCGGAUCGGAUGGAUUUUGACCGAGAAAUUAGUUCACCCACUAUUUAAUGGAUUGACAACUUUACACAUGCCACCUACCUAUAUUUAAUAUAAGGUUGGAUUGGGU